GUCGCAUGAGCGUCCCUACUGAUCGACGGUGUGGGCGGAGAUCCUGAGUGCCUCGACUUGGCGUCAUUGAUUCUGCACCUUACUAUGUUUCUUGUCCAUUUUGUCUAUACGACCGGGAACACCGCUGAGACGUAUGCAGCGCCUGGUGGUAUCUCUUGCAAUGAAAUCUUGGAGGCUUGCGGACUGAUCAUGUCGCGGUCCCGAUGGCACGAUCAAAUCGAAACUGCGGCAAAUCCUUGUGUGAGGAAACUUUGUUCGCAAGGGAGGCAAUCUCCAACCGGAGUCGCGAGGGGGCAUAUCGUUGCAUUCAAGUACACCCGCAAUUCCAUCUCGCACAACAGCGCAAAGAACGACUUGAUGACAAACUCGAAAAAACCGAACAGAAUCGACUUAGAAUUAUGUAUGCGGGAUUGCGCUUGCAAUUAAAGCCCGAAUGCAGCCCUUAUCACUGGUGCUUGAUCCCGAUGUGGUUGACCUGCAGCGAUGUGUGCGCUUGCUUCUAUGGCGACAAGGAAGGCGCCGCAGAUCUGUACACACUCGUCGCGCAUACUGUCCAGAUGCAGAUGCUUUGUGUGUGGGGUACCAGCUGUGCCGCUUCACUGAUACUGCUCGAAAUUUGUGGGUUAUUACUCACUCGACCGCACCGAUGAAUUUCCCGGCGCUCACACCGGCCACGACGUCCAACUCCACAGCGUACCUUUUAUCUGUAUCCUUGAUGGGGAUGGACGAUUGGCUCUGCAUGGCUCCCUGCGAGAUCAAGCGAAAGUCUAAAUUCUCAAAAGGAAAACAAAUCGACGCCAGUGCCGGCUGGGACAUUCUCUACUUGCUCUCACCUGUCGGGCGACGCGGCAUGCUCUGCAAAAAGAGCGUGCGCCUGCUGCGAAUCGAGGCCCUUGGCCUCGCUCAGUCCGGGUCUGCAUACCCACCGGUGAAGCUUAGCGUGCGGGACAUCACAGAAUUUACCUAGAUUUGAAAUAUUCGCAUCGCAUGAUAGUUUGGGAGGCUCGCCUUCGCCAACACAGCAAGCCCGGUGACCAUAUCGUCUUGUAUUCGCCUAUCUGAACAAGCACAACCGUACGGUACAGCGUCACACCUUUUUCGAGGUGGUGUGCUCUCUGCAGACUUCCUUCUCGCCUGCAUAUUUUGUCGUAUCGAGCACACACUCGUCUCGAACCCUUGGCAUAAUUU
Messenger RNA from Dissoconium aciculare CBS 342.82, 1188 nucleotides. RefSeq lists its product as uncharacterized. NCBI's taxonomy places the organism in Eukaryota, Fungi, Ascomycota, Dothideomycetes, Mycosphaerellales, Dissoconiaceae. The transcript has a single exon. The record is from RefSeq and is a predicted model, not a curated record. Bases 434 to 967 code for a protein of 177 amino acids.